Molecule: messenger RNA, 2622 nt
Organism: Parastagonospora nodorum SN15
Lineage: Eukaryota; Fungi; Ascomycota; Dothideomycetes; Pleosporales; Phaeosphaeriaceae
Exons: 1
Coding region: 1-2622 (873 amino acids)
Source: RefSeq, a predicted model, not a curated record
AUGGCGGCUUCCUCACUCUCGACCCUUCAACAUGUCACGUUACAGAAGCUGAACAAACUCGACAGUCAACGUCAACAGUUCGAGUCCGACAAGAAAUCUAUCCUGGAGCAAGUCUCUAGUGUUCCCGACCAUCGAAGUAAGGUCGAAGCACUCCUCGAUGGUUUCGAACUACAUGGUAUAGCACCAAAGCAAGCCGACCUAUCCAUCAGCAACCUCAAGCACUUCGUCCACCAGGCGAAGCACGAUCCCUCCGUCUCGGCAUCUCUGUUAAAAGACUGGCAAUCUAGGCUCGAGCAUGAACUGAAUGUGAAAAGCAACAAGUACGAGUACGCAGCUUUGUUCGGCAAGCUUGUUACAGAGUGGAUAAAGCACUCAACACUCGUGAAGUCGGCCGAUGUAAGUGAUGGCUCUAUUGCGAAAGGCCGGAAAAAGAUGCAAGAACAGCGCCAGUCAUGGGAAAAUUACGCCUUCGUAGAGAAAGAGGUGAAUCAGAGCACGAUUGAACAGUAUCUCAGCGAUAUCUUUGGGGAUGCGCUGCAGACUGAAAAGAUUAAGAAGUCUCCUCUCCGGGUCUUGCGAGACUCAAUGAAGGAGGUCAUGGAUUUCAAAUCGGACCUUGACACAUCAGAGAAAGAUUUUUCGUCCAACAAACGAUUCGGUCACUCCGCACCGCAUGGCAGCCGCUUCACGAUUGAACUCCUCCAGUCGUGUAUUCGUGGUGUGAAGAAAGCCGAUUUGUUCACCGGAAGAAAACUUGAGAUGAUUAUUGAUUUGGAGAAGCAGCCUGCGGUGUUGAAGGAGCUGGUCGAUGUACUGAACAUGGAUGUGGACGGACUUGAUCACUGGGAGUGGGAUGGUCCGGUUCCUCUGAACAUGCGCCGGCAAACCAAUGGUAAGUAUCGUGUCUACAUGGAUGAAGAGAUCCAUCAAGCAAUUUUGCUGCACUUCAUCGGCAAAACGUGGGCAGUGGCAUUGAAGAAAGCCUUCACGAACUUCUAUCACUCGGGAGCAUGGCUGCAGGCACCAUAUCGAUCGAUGCCCAAGAAAAUUCGCCAACGGAGAGAACACUUCAUCGAGAAUAGUAAUAAGUCGGGUGAUUCGGUUCGCAACUAUAGACGCCAGAAGUAUCAACAGGAGUACUUCAUGACACAGCUACCGUCGAAUGCCUUCGAAGACGCUAGGGAAUAUGAUGCCGCAGAGGGCCAAGAGAAGAAUUCGCACAUUGCCACAAAACAGACUAUGCUACGUCUACUCACGACUGAGAUACUGCUCAACACAAAGGUCUACGGCGAAUGUUCUGUGCUGCAGUCAGACUUCAAGUGGUUUGGCCCAUCACUGCCUCACGAUACGAUAUUCGCAGUGUUGGAAUUCUUCGGUGUUCCUGCAAAGUGGCUUCGAUUCUUUAAGAGAUUUCUGGAAGUACCUGUUGUCUUUGCGCAGGAUGGAGCAGGUGCAAAAGCGCGGGUACGGAAGUGCGGUAUCCCGAAUAGCCACAUCCUCAGCGAUGCGCUCGGCGAAGCUGUGCUUUUUUGCCUGGAUUUUGCAGUGAAUCGACGCACGAAAGGCGCAAACAUCCAUCGAUUCCAUGAUGAUCUGUGGUUUUGGGGUCAGGAAACUACGAGCGUCCAGGCCUGGGAGGCUAUCAAAGAAUUCACUGAAGUCAUGGGCCUCCAACUCAACGAAGAGAAGACUGGGUCGUCGAUUAUCGUUGCCGACAAGAGCAGAGCCCGGGUGCCACACCCAAAUCUUCCAGAGGGCAAUCUCCAUUGGGGCUUUCUCGAACUUGACGCCUCCGCCGGUCGCUGGGUGAUUGACCGCGCCCAAGUUGACGAGCACAUAACGGAACUCAGGCGACAACUCGAUGCCUGCCAUAGCGUAAUGGCAUGGAUUCAAGCCUGGAAUAGCUACGUCGGCCUCUUCUUCAACACAAACUUCGCGCAACCCGCGAACUGUUUCGGCCGGCAGCACAACGACAUGAUCAUCGAGACGUUCAGUCACAUUCAACGCAGCUUCUUCGGCAAGUACGGCACCGCGAACGUCACGGAAUAUCUCCGCAGCGUACUCAAAGAGCGCUUCCAGACAACUGACGCGGUACCUGAUGCCUUCUUUUACUUUCCUGUCGAGCUCGGCGGCCUUGGGUUGAACAACCCCUCGAUCAGCGCGUUCGCAACAUACCAAAACUCUUCCCGCGAUCCAAGCGCACGAAUCGAACGAGCAUUCGAAGAAGAACGCGAAGCAUACGACACGGCGAAACAACGCUGGGACGCGGGCGACGUGCCAUGCCCCAACCGCGAGACCGACGAACCCUUCAUGAGUUUCGAAGAGUACACCGCAUUUCGCGAAGAGACUUCCCACCCGCUGUUCGAGGCUUAUAUGAAUCUCUUGGAGUGUCCAGUUGAAGAGCGAGUGGAGACCAGCGAUGAGAUGUAUGAGGCUUUGAGACGGAGUGAUGCGCCGCACGCGCUGGGGUCGAAUCAUUAUUGGCUGUGGAUAUUCAAUCUGUAUGCUGGGGACUUGAAGCAGCGAUUCGGUGGGCAGGGAGUACAGCUUGGGGAGCGUGAUUUGCUGCCUGUGGGGUUGGUGGAAGUGUUGAAGAGUGAGAAGGUGAGGUGGGAGAAUUAG